AUGGACUAUGGACUAUAGGCUAUGGGCUUAAAGCAUAGGGGACUUUUGGUUUCUUUCCUAUUAUGUAUUCUAUGUUUCAGCUAUUGCCGUAUUACAUACUUGAUGUAUUUGGGAGAGUUCCAGGUAUCCCGGGGAUUUUUCUGGCAACAAUCAUAUCCGCAGCAUUGAGUACAGUAUCAUCCUUUUCAAAUAGUGUUGCAACAACGAUGUGGGUGGAUUGGAUAAGUAAAUGUCGUCCUAUGUCUGAAUCCCAGGCAACGGCAUGCACAAAAUUCUUAGUUAUGGUUGUGUCUAUCUUAUCAACGGCCAUCGCUCUCAUUGCUUACAAAAUACCAGGACAGCUUUUACAAGUGAUCAUAUCGCUAGGAUCGGCAUGUGGGGGAAGCACUGCUGGAAUGUACAUAUUGGGAGUAUUUACAAGAAGGUGUAACUGGAAGGGCGCGGUUGUCGGAACAUGGGUCGGUCUUGCAUUUGUUCUCUGGAUAGCAAUCGGUUCUUUUACAAUGAAGCCGAGCUUCAAUCUACAUCAGACACCAAUCAGUGGAUGUACUCCAUUAUCUUACAACACAACCGAUGCAUAUAUGAACGACAGCAUAACAGCGAUUCCUACCUUGUAUACUACUCCCGUUGAUGGAUAUUUGGAUCAAGGCAUUACCUCAAUUUUUACCGUUUCCACGUCCAAACCAAAAGAACAGCCGACAACCAGACCACUAGAUAGGCUCUAUUCCAUAUCAUAUGUUUGGUUUAAUCCCCUUGGUAUUGGAACUUGUUUCGUUGUCGGUAUUUUGGUCAGCCUUUUGACAGGUUUUUCGUCAGCGGAUGACGUCGACAAAAAUACGUAUUUAUCAUGGCCUGACCUUCUUUUGUGUUGGUUGCCUCGUCCGCAAAGGAUAAAGGCGUGGAACAAAUUAGCAAAUGGUGGUAUUGGCAAAAGUAUCGACCACUACUAUAUCGAUAAGUAUGAAAAUUCUCCCAAACCAGACAAAUUAGAAAACUCCAACAAUAUAUGGACAAUGGAAAACUCGACUACUAUAUUGAACGAUGAUGUGUAGAUUUAGAUUUUAGAUUUAUGAACUUUAUUACACAUGCAUACCCAUAAAGGGUCUCAAAAAGGCCAAAUAAGAGCGUUUGGGUUGGACACCGUGACAAUAAUUUACC
This is a messenger RNA of Owenia fusiformis, 1158 nucleotides long. The record is from the annotation of a GenBank genome assembly. Lineage: Eukaryota; Metazoa; Annelida; Polychaeta; Sabellida; Oweniidae.